AUGGUGAGGGCUCGGUUCUGCAGUCAGACAGGUUUGAAGAAAGGCACUUGGAGCCCUGAUGAAGAUCAGAAGUUGAUAAAUUACAUCAGGAGACAUGGCAUUUGGAACUGGAGUGAGAUGCCAAAGUUUGCCGCGGUUCUGCCAGGGAGAACAGACAAUGAAGUAAAGAACCACUGGCAUAGUCGUCUGAAGAAACUACAACAUAACCCGAAGGCUCAACUGCACGAAUGCAAGAUGGAGGCAAAUUACCAGACUAACUUACCUCCUCAAGUGAACGACUCGCCUCAUGACAGCGUUUCAUCCCAACUUGUUCCCGAUCCUUGCUCAUCUCCUACCGGGACUAACGAAAAUCCAAAGAUAGAGGCAAAUCUUGCCACACAAGCACUUGGAGAGCACCCAAAUUUCGUGGAACAACUAGCAUCAAUCGACAAGUUGCUUGCGCAAAAUCUCGAAGAUACGAUUGAUUGUAUGCGGCAGAUGAUUAUUCAUUCUGAUCACAUAUUGCCCUACACGCAGGUCUGGUGGCAAGAGCCUAUAAGCCCAUUUGGCUUCGGUAGUGACGCAACUAGUGACCUUCGCGGGUUGAACUUGUAG
Thlaspi arvense is the source of this 594-nucleotide messenger RNA. Lineage: Eukaryota; Viridiplantae; Streptophyta; Magnoliopsida; Brassicales; Brassicaceae. The record is from the annotation of a GenBank genome assembly.